GCCCCGCGCGCGCGCCCGCCCGCCCGCCCUGCGCGCUGGGGACUCCCUUGCGCCAGCGCCCUGCAGCCGCGCGCGCCUCCUGGCGGCGCGGCCCAGGCGGCGCGGCCCGGGUGGGCCCCCGCAGCGGGUCGCCCUGCCCCCGGUGCCCCGACACCGCCCCGCGCGGCGGCCCCUGCCCCGGUGCCCUCGGCCCGGCCCCCCGGGCGGCCAAUGGGAGCGCGGCCGCCGCGGGCGCUGACCGGGGCCGCCGCGGGGCCGAGCGGGAGCAGGCCCGAAGCAUGGGGAGGUGGCAGGACAUGUCCAGGGAGGAGCUGGAGGAGCAGUACUCCCCCAGCCGCUGGUCCCCCCGCCUCGGCCCGGACGCCGUGGUCGAGGCCCACGUGGAGGCGGUGACGGCAGGAACCCAGAGGGCCCGGGCCUCCACGCAGACCCUGCUGCACGUCCCCUAUGGGGAUGGCAAUGGGGAGAAGCUUGACAUUUAUCUGCCCGCGGACCGUUCUGGAGCUUUCCCAGUCCUUGUCUACAUCCAUGGGGGAUACUGGCAGCACUUAAGUAAGGAUGCAUCGGGUUUUGCAGCCCCUGCGCUGGUGUCACAGGGCGUCGCAGUAGUGGCUGUGGGUUACAACAUAGCUCCCAAAGGCCACAUGGAUGAAAUGGUGGCCCAGGUGCGGCGCAGCCUCGCCUUCCUGGUGCAGCAGUACUCCCGGAUCAGGAUGUCCCCAGGCAGGAUGUGCUGCGCUGUCCCUUCCUACACUCGCUCAUGGCUCCUUCUCCCUAGCGGUGUUUACCUGUGUGGACAUUCAGCGGGGGCUCACCUCGCAGCCAUGGUGUUGUCAACAGACUGGGCAGAGUACGGAGUGACACCUGACAUCAGAGGAGCUGUGCUGGUGAGUGGGGUGUAUGACCUGGAGCCCGUUCUGCACACCUACGUGAACGACGCGCUGAACAUGAGCCGGUCUGAGAGGCGUGCUGGCUGUCACUGCGGUGUCUCCUUCCCCAGGGAAGUCGCCCAGAGGAACAGCCCCAUGCUCUGCGUCACCGGAGCAGUGCCCGCAGCUGGGGCCUGCGAAGUGCUUGUGGCCGUGGCCCAGCACGACUCCCCGGAGUUCCGCCGGCAGUCCCGGGAAUACUUCCAGGCCUCUGUGAGCUGUACAAGAUAAGCAGGCUCUGGCUUUGAGAGCUCUGGGCUGGCAACACAGCAGCAAAGGGCAGAGAGCUGGGCUGGCUACAGAGCAGCGACUCUCCUGCCUGUGGUGCGCAGCUGCCUUCUCUGGAUGAGCAAGUACAGGCUCCCACUUUGGGAAGGAGUCCUGCUUGCUGCCGGGCCCAGCUCUGGUGAGGCUAAACUGGGAUGAAGAGCUCGUAUGUCAUAACAGAGUAGUAUUUCUCCUGCUGUGGUGAUGGCUCUUGUCUCAAGAUGACUGUGGGCGUCUCUCUGCUCGGGGAGGAUGCUAGUCCCUGCUGAGCAGCUGCUCUUGCUGCACGCUGCCUGGGGCCUGGCGUACAGGAGGGGAGGGAACCUGAUCAGUGUCCCCUCCUGCCAGCGCUGGUCUCUUUGCAGGCCCUGCGUUUGGCUGGCUGGACCGUCUCGCUGUUGGACCUUGCUGGUGUGGAUCACUUUGACAU
Molecule: messenger RNA, 1626 nt
Organism: Dromaius novaehollandiae (emu)
Lineage: Eukaryota; Metazoa; Chordata; Aves; Casuariiformes; Dromaiidae
Gene: AFMID
Product: arylformamidase
Exons: 10
Coding region: 279-1160 (293 amino acids)
Molecular function (GO): arylformamidase activity; lipase activity
Source: RefSeq, a predicted model, not a curated record